Hevea brasiliensis (rubber tree) is the source of this 815-nucleotide messenger RNA. RefSeq names its product calcium-binding protein KRP1. The transcript has a single exon. Gene Ontology annotation, molecular function: calcium ion binding. The coding region runs from base 212 to 562 and encodes 116 amino acids. NCBI's taxonomy places the organism in Eukaryota, Viridiplantae, Streptophyta, Magnoliopsida, Malpighiales, Euphorbiaceae. The record is from RefSeq and is a predicted model, not a curated record.
GGUUUGGCUUCAAUGGCCACUCUUUCCUGGAAGACCAGUUUCUGUCUUUCUCUCCUCCCUCUUCUUAUAUAAUCCCCCCUCCUCUGUUCACAUUUCAACACCAUCCCUCUAGCUUGCAUAGCUCUCAAGCUUCCACUGAUAUACAAUCUUUCUUAACCCCAGAAGCUUAUAAGAAGGUUUGGAUAUAUUUUCUUUGUUUGUUUUGCUAACAAUGGCAUUAGAUCGUGCAGUUGAAUUCGAGGACUACUUCCCAUCAAUGAUGGAGCGAUUGGGAGCUGAAGGAUUUAUGAUGGAAUUAUGUAACGGGUUUCGCUUGCUAAUGGAUGGUGAGAAGGGAUUGAUUACGUUUGAAAGCUUGAAGAGAAACAGUGUUUUAUUGGGGUUGCAGGACAUGAGGGAUGAUGAGCUUGUGUGCAUGUUGAUGGAAGGUGAUUUGGAUGGAGAUGGAGCUAUAAAUCAGAUGGAGUUUUGCAUUCUCAUGUUUAGACUGAGUCCAGGGAUGAUGGUUGGACCCAAACAAUGGAUGGAUUACGAAUUUGAUGUAAAUAACGAAAUGUCGUAGCUAGCUAUAGCCCUUAUGUCUAAAUUAAUUAUGUUUCUUCCUGUUAUUUUCAUGUUUAAGCAACUAAUGUUUCUCAUGUAAUCUGAGUAUUAAUUAGUGCAAUGUCAUGUUAUGAAAAUAAUGAGCUAGAUAUCUGUAGAAAUUCAGUACAUAUAACAGCAUCAUCUUCUAGGGGCAUCAGAUGAAUGUCCAGCUAAGUGGGCACUACAAGGUGUCAGAAACAUAUAACUAUGAAGUCGUUUUUGUUUUUUUU